Messenger RNA from Rhinopithecus roxellana (golden snub-nosed monkey), 980 nucleotides. RefSeq lists its product as uncharacterized. The coding region runs from base 1 to 861 and encodes 286 amino acids. The record is from RefSeq and is a predicted model, not a curated record. NCBI's taxonomy places the organism in Eukaryota, Metazoa, Chordata, Mammalia, Primates, Cercopithecidae. The transcript has 4 exons.
AUGGCCGUGACCUGGCACCGUCUGCCUCUCAGCGGGUGGGUGGCACCCUGUCCCCACCCAGAGGACACCAGGCCUGGCUGCCAGCAUUUUGCCCAUCCAUGCAAGCAUCGCCUUUCUAGGAGAAAACCUAAUACCAGGACCUGGGCCACCCCUAGCUCAGGGGUAGGGACGUGUCCUGGUGACCCGAAUAAAGGAAUAGGUCCAGGGUUUACAGAGGAAUUCCCCCUACCGCCUCUUAUUCUCCACCGUUUUUUUCCCCUCCCCACCAUUUUCUUCCCGUUUCCAUCUCCCCACCUUCUCGCAGCAGCGACUUCCUGCCGCGCUUUUCUCUCCCCGCACCCUCUUCUCCCCGCUUCCUCUCCCCACCGCCUUCUCCCCCUAUCAUCAUCUCGCCCACUCCCUUCUCCGAGCUCUCCCACUGCCUUUCACUUAGAAGCCCUCCACGCGUGCGCGCGCCUGUGUCCCUGCGCCCGUUGUGUCUCUGCGCCCAGGCAGCCCCUGAGCUGGGCCCCUGAGCUCCGCCCCAGCAGCCAGCUGGAGACCCCGGAGAGUCGCUGCUGUGCCACCGCGGCUGCCGCCGCCGCCGCCACCUCAGAACUGAACAGUGUUGGCUGCGGGCGGAAGUCAGUGGGGCCCAGAAGACUGCGGGGAGAAGGGGAGGAGGGUAUGGAGAAGGAAGGUUGUGGGAACAUACAGAGACCUACAGGGAAGAUGGCCAUGAGACAAGGGAGGCAGAGUCUGGAGUUAUGCUGCCUACAGUCACGGAAUGCCAAGGAGAGCUGGAAACUACCAGAAGCUAAGAAGGAGAUUUUACCUGAAAGCCUCCCAAAGAAAUCAAUCAUAAUCACACCUCCCUUUUGAAUUUCUGGCCUCGUGAACUGUGAAAAAAUAAAUUUGUAUCGUCUUAAGCGCCGCGGUUUGUGGUCAUUUGUUCUGUUCCUAGCCUUAGGAAACUAACACAGCAUGCUAAGGGAAAAGAA